Molecule: messenger RNA, 5941 nt
Organism: Haliotis rufescens (red abalone)
Lineage: Eukaryota; Metazoa; Mollusca; Gastropoda; Lepetellida; Haliotidae
Product: neuropeptides capa receptor-like
Exons: 4
Coding region: 1422-2684 (420 amino acids)
Biological process (GO): neuropeptide signaling pathway
Cellular component (GO): plasma membrane
Molecular function (GO): neuromedin U receptor activity
Source: RefSeq, a predicted model, not a curated record
GAUGUAUAGUUAAUGCUUUUGCUGCCUUUCCUUUUAACGCGCAGAGCCAUGCUAUCAAGUCAAUCUCAUAUGUUGUAAAACAACAGGUGUUUAUGAUACCACGAUGGCUAAUCCUGGAUUAUUGACAACACCGGCAUGACGUGAAUCUCCAUUAAGUAUGAAAAUGUUGCGACUUUUCAGUCAUGUAAAGACAUAAACUGCUCUUGUCCUUUUUACCUACAAAGUGGAUCGAUAUUUUUGCGUCGUUGUUUAUGCAUCCUGUCACGAUUACGAUUGCGGUCAUUUGGAUGGUACUUAACUGCCCAACAGGAAGGAUACAUUAUACCGUUGCUGUGAAGAAAACCACAAAAAACAUCCUUGCUGACUUGCCGGUACAAACGCCAAGGCAGUGUUAUGAUGAGUUUUACCUGAAGUAAAGCGACCACCUGCCGUGACGCCGCGAUGGAACCCAGCACCUAGUGGAUAGCACGUGUAGGAUUUAAUGCGUGGCCCGGGUCAUCACCGUAUGACUAAGCUCUCCUGCAGAGCAUGGACAUCGUUGCAAAACGAGUUUUGGAUGAAAAACUGGUAAUUAGUUGAACAUACACCUGAGUCGAAACAGUCUCGUUUGUACUCAUUGGACGUGAGCAUUGUCUGCACUGACAGCUGCAGUUGGGCUGUGGGUUGUUAGUAAUUGGUGUGGUGAAACGAUUGACUCUCGCAUACUUGCUGUUUUCCAAUUAACCCCUGUGUCUUGCUGUUCACUUUCCUGACUCUCUGUAGAACUAGUCUAACAGAGAAACGCGUGCUUAAGCAAAGAUUACGCAUAAUUACGCACGACAUUUUACGGCGAAGUGAGUUAUUUUGAGUGAUACAGUGAGAAAUAGUAUUCCAUUGAGGGGAGACAUGAAUCCAUCAACUACUUGGUUCUUCCCUAAUUUCAAUCUCGGAAAAAACAGUUCAAAUGAAUUUUCCGUUUUACCAAGCAAAAGUAAUGCGUCCUUCUGCAAAUAAAUUGCAACAGUGAUGUGAACAAAUGGACAAUAGUGCCUUCUCGACUGGAUCAAGUUCUCAUCCUUGUGAUUACUAGAAGUGUUCACGAACCCAGGAACUGUUACCUGUACGCGUUCCAGUUGUUUGGCAGACCUACGCACGUAAUACAACCACGUGAGGCAUUGUCUAGUGGCAUAGCAGAAAGGGACAAUGCCUUUCAGCGGAGAUUAUCCGCCGUUUAUGGAGGUGAGCCAGAAAACUAUGUCUGUGUAGAGGACCUAAUGGUACGAUACGAAAUUAGGUUUUAUAACUUAUUUCAAGAAGGAUUACCAUCAUGACAUUCAUCACAACGCAGUGUCCGCUCGUUUGUCCAUUUAACAGCUUGGUUACCCAUUAAAUCAUCCUGUCCACUCCAGUUUAUAUAGACUAAGGUCCAAGCUGUAGUCGACAUGGCUGGACAGGCUUACACUAGUCCUGCGGUCAAUGGCACUUUCGCUGACCAGUAUGUAACUGAUUAUAAUGGAAUGGCCACCAACAGUUCAAAUGUUACCGGAAACGCUUCGGAACCUUUUAAUGAGGAGGGUUAUUUGGAAAUGUAUCUUGGUGAACGUUACAUUUCAAUCGGAGCGGUGAUAUUUCUCACUACAGUGUAUGCGUUGAUAUUUGUGACAGGUGUUCUCGGGAAUACGUGUACGUGCAUCGUGAUUGCUAGAAACAAGUACAUGCAAACAACCACUAACUAUUACCUCUUCAACCUGGCUGUGGCAGAUGUGUUGACAUUGCUUCUAGCUCUACCACCAGAUGUCUCAACCAUAUGGGAAGCAUAUCCAUGGAGGUUCGGGCUCGGCUUCUGCAUCAUCAAGUCCUUCGUGUCCGAGAUGACGGCCUAUGCUUCAGUUUUAACCAUCACCGCCUUCACCAUCGAGAGAUACGUUGCCAUUUGUCACCCUCUCAAAGCCCACUCCUGGUCGUCCUUGUCUCGGGCGGUGAGGAUCAUCCUUCUCAUCUGGACAGUUGCGUGUGGCUUGGCUUUACCCUACCCAAUACACGCCAGGACCUUCUAUGGUGUCCAACACCCUCAAACGGGAGAAAACCUGGAAGACUCGUUGUUGUGUAAUAUACCCGUGGACUUCAGAGAGCGGAUGAAGUACAUGUUCCAGUUCUCUACGUUUGCCUUCUUUGUCAUUCCCAUGGUGGUGAUUACUAUAAUGUACGUGUUGAUUGGAGUUCGGUUGUGGAAGUCGCAGAUGGCUGUUGAUGAGAAGAAGAACAAGACAGCGGCAGAAGCAGCCUCCAAGGCCAGGAAGGCCGUGCUCAAAAUGCUCGUUGCUGUUGUGAUAGCGUUCUUCGUCUGCUGGGCUCCCUUUCAUACACAGCGUCUUAUGACAAUCUACAUACCACAAGAGCGAUGGACAGACGACCUGCUGAGGUUGCAGACCUAUAUUUUCUAUAUUUCAGGUCUCUUGUACUUCGUCAGCUCCGUGGUCAACCCGAUACUGUACAACGUCUUGUCCAAGAAGUACAGAACAGCUUUCAAGAGAACGCUGUGUCAGUGCUGGCCCAAGAGCGGUUACACCAACGACAUGAGUGUGUACAAGUCAUCGCGAUCAUGUGGAACGUCUGUUACGAUCUAUACCAAUCAUAAACUGUUGCCGAAAGAGAAGUCACGGAUACUUAAUUCAGAUUCUGAGAUUGUUCACUCCGCGCUGUAGGAACACCACACAUACGUUAUAUUUGUGUACAUAGAACACCUCCAGACAGGAACACACCUUGCAUAUUGUGAUUGUGAAUUAAAAUGCACCACCAUAGAUCGCAUUUACCAUUGUGUAUAUAAAUUAUGGAAUAUUGUGAAGGAUAUUGAAGGAAUCUCUCAAACAUGUUGUCUUAUAAGGCAGAGCAUGCAUGCCACACUUUGUUAAAUAUCAAAUAUUGGUAGAUAUUACUUUCAAAUUGUAGUAUAAAGGCUAUGGGUUUUUUGCAAUUAGAUUUGUUCGUCAUAAUUGGAUACUGCGAAAAUGUCCCUUAUGUUAAUCCAUACAUUCAUGUUUUUGACGUGGGAGACUUCCAAGAGUAGUGAAUCAUCGCAUUACUGUCUUUGCCAGUUUUUCGCCCUUCAUUUUCACAUUCAAAUGACUUGGGAAAUGUUGUCGACUUUAAGACAUUUAAUUAUUUUUCUCCAAGUGCGGAAAUGACAUGUGUUUGAACUGAAGUGCCAUAUGUUUUGUAAAUCGUGUUUGAAAGUAUGAAGACCCACGACACGUUCGCAUGAUGUCUCAAAUGAGGCGUUUUCUUACCUAAACCGACAUACGUUUUGCUUCACAUUUUCUCACAGUCAUAAUUUAGAUUGAUGUAAAGUUAUUUAUAAGCAACAUUUUUAUGACAGCUAACAAUUCAUUACUGUCAGUGAUCAUGUGCUAAGAUAGCUAAACUUUCUAGACCAUCAGUGAUGGUAAUAUACGAUCGUUGUGUUGAGAAACAUGCCGAGAGACAUCCCUGACAGCAGAUGUAAAAAACAUCUCUUGGAAAGGUCGUAAAUGGAAAUACCAAGGUUUUAAACAGCAAGAUGAAUCUGGACAUGAAAUGGAUCAACCUAACAAACUUGAAAUAUGAGGAAUUAAUUAACUCUUCCAAGACCAGAUGUUGAUGUAUUUAUAGGUUUCAAAAUAAUUAUGCUUUGCACUAAGUUUGGUCGUCCAUGUAUUUAAUUGAAUAUACAUAUGUGUGUUGAUGUUGUAACACGACACCUGAUGCGUACGGGUCAUGUUUAAUGGCAUAGACAUAUCAGGGAAUACCUUUUUCAGCAAAAACAGAAUUUGAAAACCGGAAAACAAAUGAUUAACUUAUAUGUAUUAAAAUUCUUACCUUUUUGUGAUUAAUAGUUCAUUUAUGUGUCUGCUAACGUAAUUUAUCGAAGUGAUUUAAUCAUUUAAUAACGGGAGGAUAAUCAUCGCUGAAAGUGUUUUGGUGUCUUUAACAGAUAAUUCAGUGAUGAUCAGGAAAACGUGGUUACAUUUUGAACUAUUUUGACCAUUUGGUAUGUGUUUAAUAUUACCCAAUAAUAAUUGGAGGUGUCCAAGUCUGUUCAGUAUGGCAUCAAGUGUCUCCUAAGAUUUGAUUUAGGUAUUUAUUUACUAUUGUAUCAUAUGUAUAUGGGGCACGGGUGGCCGAAUGUGCCACAAUUCGCUGUGCAGAGUUGCGUCCCUUAGGCAUGCCAGAAACCUGUGAUUGCGGUUCUAAUCCCGGUUCGUCCUGACAAUGUUUCUAGAUUUGUAACACUGCACCAUAGCCAUUGUCAUGGGUUACACCAAAAUGGUAUUUCACCGUCUACGACAUGUAUCACUGCGGUGUUUCUUACCGAAUUAAGCCGCCAACUGAAACUAUGUUCAAAAUGGCGUUAAACCCAACUUCCAUACAGCUACUAUGUAUGAAAAUGAUACUUUUUGAACGAUUGUUUUGUUAAAGUCUUGUAACAUCAUUGAACUCAGGCCUGUUGUAUAUACUUUGAUUCUAAUUUUACUCGUCACAUGUGCUAUUAUAGAUGUGCAUUGUUGCUAUUACUUGAUCAUGGGUUCGAACCCCGUUUCGCCCCGAGUAUGUUAUUAGGUUUGUCAGCAAACCGUGCUCUUGGCUAAACGCCCCGUCUUGUCAUCACGCUCAUGAAUAAACAUAAAAUCACAAAGUGUUUCUCUGCCUGAUUAGAAUAAGUAGUAAAUGUCCUAUGACCCGUAAUUUAUUAGUAACACUAAUUGUUUCACCGGUUUCAAAAAUAUUGCUUGCCCUUGUAUACACGAUAAAGAAUUAACAUUCAUAAGAAGCUUUCAAAAUAUCCAAAAGGAACUGUAUUCUUACAAAAGCGAAGAAAGAAAAUUAGAAGGUCUAUCUUUUCUAUCAUCGAGUCCGUAAACUAAUUUAUAAAAAAGGCAUAUCUCAGCAUUGAUAAAACGUAACCCCUUUUAUUUAGUCCGGAAACCCCGUAUUACCAAAAGUUGCUUGUGUAAUGUCAAUAUAUAUAACAAAUGACUUAAGUCCAGACGCAGUUUACCUGAAUCUAAAUUGUUUUAAAUGCGGGCAUCUUCACCGUUUCAGUUCGGUCUAAGAGGGCUUAUCUGUAUAUAGGAAAGAUGUGAUUACAGUAUCAAUAUUUUGUAUGAUUUUUUAAAUAUUUGUUAACAAUAACAGUUUACGCACGCCAGUCUUGUCAGCCAUGUUAGCUAUGGUAGCAUGUUAUUAUAAACUUGUCAAUUUCUCAGGUUUACAAAUGUAUUGGAAAUAUUUCAUUUUGUGAAGUAACUUUUUAACGUUUUCCCUUAACAUGGACUCCCGUCAAGCGUAGCUUAAGUACACGUGAAAUAGAAUAUUUAGACCUGCAGAGAUGCGAUGUUUAUAUUCACGUUGUAACCAUUUUGGAAAUAAUGGUAAUUUGAAUCCCAGAAUCAUGCUGUCGAAAUGGCAAUUACAUGUGUCGUGGAUAUGUUACAGUCAAUGUGUCAAUUUUCACUUAGACUGUUUACAAAAAGCCAAAAUAUUACAAUUAUUUCACAAUUAUUUUUAUAUUUAUUGUAUCAUAAUAGCGAAUUCCAAACAUUUCUUACCUCUAUUUCGUCACACAGUGACUGAAAUUGAUUGGAUUAAAAGACAACCAAAGUCAAUGUAUAUUUUAUUCUUAUUUUUGCUUCUAAUCCUAUAAUUAGUUUAAUGUGAUGUUUAUAAGCCCUUUUGAACUUCUUAAUAACUUUAAGUCAAUCUGACGAAGACAUAUUUUUGUAAAAUGACGUUUUGUAAAUUGCCUAUGUGGAAAUAUCAGUCAUUUUACACAUUGAUCGUGACAUAUAUUCCGGUACGUACCUCAGCCUACAUUGACUUAAUGCUCAUCAAAUUGUUUCAGUAUACAAUACAGCUUGCUCCACUCUUUGGUUAUAUAUGACUUAGUAAUAUUUCUUUAAACCAAUCAUCCUCAUGUUAGGUAUUG